This is a messenger RNA of Oncorhynchus masou masou (cherry salmon), 909 nucleotides long. RefSeq lists its product as uncharacterized. Bases 1 to 909 code for a protein of 302 amino acids. The transcript has 8 exons. The record is from RefSeq and is a predicted model, not a curated record. NCBI's taxonomy places the organism in Eukaryota, Metazoa, Chordata, Actinopteri, Salmoniformes, Salmonidae.
AUGAAUCCGGGUCGAGAAGGCACCAAUGUAACCGGUGCUAUACUGCACCGCUAUUUUAAUGUGGAUUGUGAGAAACACUCCAUUAAAGUGACAUGGAAGGUCAGUCCAGAGUUGGUUGAACAUGCUGCCCGUCUUUUCCUUGGACACUGUGUUCCGUCCACAUUUUCUGUUCUUCCCACGGGAGAAGGGAUGGCGACAUUCCACUACAACCUCAAUGGCUGUGCCAUCAAGAAACGGGUGACUGGCAAAAAACACAUCUAUUCAACCAGCCUGACUUACAGACCUAACCGAAAGCCCAAACCUGCUGCUAUUAGUCACCAUAUAAAGUGUGUUUACAUAAGCCCUGAGGGAUGGAUUCCCCCAUUCCUUAUCCCUGCCUAUGGUAGUGCUGAGGGUCAUGGAGGAUUGGUUUUCCACAUGGCACUCCUCAAUGAAGACCUUACUGGUCUGGCUAAGAGCAGCCUGUUUCCCCUGGGCUCUUUCAUCCCCAUCUGGGCAGCAGUGGAUCAGAAGGACCAUCAGCCCUUGCUGCUGCUCUUGGAGGAGUGUGUGGCGGCCACAACACCAGAACUGCAGUCUGCGAGCCUGGUGUACCCCAUCAUCACCAACAAGGGUUGCCUUGCAGAUGGGAAGACUGGGAACUCCAGGUUCCUGCCUAGGUACCACUCGUCUGCUAUUCUGCUUUACCUGCAGUCCUUCAAGUUUGCCUUAGGCGAGGAAGUGUAUAUUCAUUGUAAGCUUGUUGCAUGGGACCCUGAGGUUUUUGAUAUAGAAAAGAAGGCCUGCCACUACAUUAAAGAGACUGGAGAAUGGGAGCUGCUGGACGACCCGUCUCAAAGUGACCUCUGCAAGUGCUGUGACUCGAGUUGCAAGCCUCGGUUGAAAGGGGUGUGGAUUCAGGUAUUUUGA